Molecule: messenger RNA, 6396 nt
Organism: Diplodia corticola
Lineage: Eukaryota; Fungi; Ascomycota; Dothideomycetes; Botryosphaeriales; Botryosphaeriaceae
Product: polyketide synthase
Exons: 5
Coding region: 1-6396 (2131 amino acids)
Biological process (GO): fatty acid biosynthetic process; secondary metabolite biosynthetic process
Molecular function (GO): fatty acid synthase activity; oxidoreductase activity; phosphopantetheine binding
Source: RefSeq, a predicted model, not a curated record
AUGGACGGCAGCGGCACGGACUCCCCGCGGCCGACGCGGCCCAUGCCCAUUGCCAUUGUAGGCAUGUCAUGCCGCAUGCCUGGCGCCGUCUCCUCCCUCGCUGACUUCUGGGACAUGAUGGUCUCUGAGCGCAGCGGGAGGACCGCCUUUCCGGUCGACAGGUUCAACCCGGACACUUUCUACCACCCCAACCCGGACCGCAAGGACUGCAUCAACACGAAGCAUGGCUACUUUGUCGACCAGGACGUGUCGACCUUCGACGCUUCCUUUUUCAAGAUGGGCGCCACAGAAGCGGCGGCCACGGGUCCGCAGCACCGGCUGUUGCUCGAAUGCGCCUUCGAGGCGCUGGAGGAUGCGGGCAUCCCCAAGGAGCGCAUUGCCGGCCGCGACGUGGGCGUCUUUGCCACGAACAACAUGUGUGACUACACAUUUGCCCAGAUGAACGACGUGCACAGCAGCACGCCCAUGAGCGCCGCGCUGGGCAAUGCCUGCAUGCUCGCCAACGGCAUCUCCUAUCACUUCGACCUCAAGGGCCCCAGCGUCACGGUGGAGACGGCGUGCUCGUCGACGCUUUCCGCCAUGCACCAGGCGGCACAGAGCCUGCGUUCGGGAGAGACCGAGGUCUGCCUGGUGGCGGGGUGCGCUCUGAACCUGACUCCGUGGAGGUGGAUGUUGCUGUCCAACCUGAUGAUGCUGAAUCCCUCGGGCGAGAGUGCCGCCUUUGACCGGGCGGCUGACUCGGGCUAUGCCCGUGGAGAAGGGGCCGGAUGCCUGGUGAUGAAGCCGCUCGACCACGCACUGCGGGACAACGACCGCAUCCACUGUGUGCUUACAGACGUCGGUGUCAACCACGACGGCCAGAAACUCAGCUACACAACGCCCAGCGAGGCCUCGCAGGCAAAACUAAUGCAGCAAGUGUAUACGCGCGCCGGAAUAUCCCCUGAGGACGUGGGGUUUGUGGAAGCACACGCCCCUGGAACCCGAGUGGGAGACCCCAUAGAGCUCUCUGCCAUACACACUGUCUUCGGCAGUGGGCGGACCGCCGCAGCCCCGCUGCUCCUCGGCUCGGUCAAGUCGAACGUGGGCCACCUCGAGUCGGCCAGCGGCAUCCCUUCGGUCAUCAAAGUCGCCAUGAUGCUGCAGAAGGGCAUCGUGCCGCCGACUGUCGGCUUCAGGCAAGAGAACGAAAAGGCACCCCUACGCAGCCGCAACAUGGAGGUGCCGGUGCAUUCGGUGGCGUGGCCACAAGGCAAGCGUUAUGCAGCAGUCAACAACUUCGGCUUCGGCGGUACCAAUGCCCACUGCGUGCUGGAACAGCCGCCCGCAAGCCAGCCUGCUGCUUUGCCAGCCGGCGAAGAUGACGCCGGUGCAGACCCGCUGCUCAUCCCGCUCUCGGCAAAUGACGAGGCUGCUUUCACGCAGCGGAAAGAGCAACUGGUCCGGUUCCUACAGGGCGACGUCCAAGUGUCGGCUCGUGACCUGGCCUACACGCUCGGCCAGCGCCGGACUCACUUCACCUCGAGAACCGCGGCGGUGGCCUCGACGACAUCAGAGCUCUCGAUUGCCCUGGCCAGCAGCGGCAGCGGCGUGAGGUCCGGGCAGCGGGGACCGAGACUGGCCUUCAUUUUCCCCGGACAGGGUUCACAGUGGCUGGGCAUGGGCCGCGAGCUCUUCCACCGGUACCCGGUCUUCACUCAGGCGAUCCGCGAGACGGAUGCGAUUCUGGUCAAACUCGGGGCCGACUUCACGCUGGAAGAGCAGAUGUUCAAGGCUGGACCCGAGUCGUCCCGCAUCGACCAGCCCGAAGUCAGCCAGCCCGCCACCACCGCCCUGCAGGUCGCCCUCGUGCUCCUGCUCCGAUCGUGGGGCGUCGAGCCGCACGCCACCGUCGGCCACUCCAGCGGCGAGAUCGCAGCGGCCUUUGCGGCGGGCAUCUUGUCCCUGGAGAGCGCCACCCGCGCCGCCUACUACCGCGGGCAGUUUACGGCAGCUCUUCGCACCGAGCAACCGGACCUGCGUGGAGGCAUGAUAGCCAUCAUGGCAGGGGCUGACGACGUUUCGCCACUGCUCGGUGCUGUCAGCGCAGGGACGGUUGUCAUCGCGUGUGAGAACUCGCCCAAGUCGGUCACGGCGUCGGGUGACGAGGCGGGGCUGGCAGAGCUGGAGGGCCUCAUGCGACAGAAGCGCAUAUUACACAAGCGUCUCGACGUGGACGUGCCCUACCACUCUCCAUUCCUAGAGCACGUGCUGGAACUGUACAAGAACCUCGAGGGCCUGGAGCCGCAGCCGAAAGAGAAGCACACGGCCGACUUCUACUCGACCAUGCACGGCCGCAAGCUAGCCGGCUCCAAGGUCAAACCCUCGUACUGGGCAAGCAGCGCCAGGUACCCUGUCCGAUUCUCGCAGGGCGUCCUCGACCUGCUGUCCAGGGACAACCCACCGGAUGCUUUCGUGGAGAUUGGACCGCGUACCACGCUCCUGGGACCGACCAAGCAGAUUCUCCACGCUGCCGGCAAGGUCGACAAGACUCUCCUCUUCUCCAUGCUGGAGCGCGGCAAGGACGCCCGCCGCACGAGCCUCGACCUGGCAGGCAAGCUCUUCAGCCUGGGCAUCGGCUUGGACUUCAACCAAGUCAACUUCCCCGCCAGCGAUGCCUCGCCGCCACGGCUGGUCGAGGGGCUGAGCCCCUACCCGUGGUCGCGUACUCGGCACUGGCUCGACUCGCGGCUGCUGGAAGAGAGCCUUCGCGGCAGCAGCACGCGGCACGACCUGCUGGGGCGGCCGCUGGAGGGCCUGAGCGGCGGCGAGGCGGCGUGGACGAGCGUGCUGCGCAUCGAAGACCUGCCGUGGCUGCGCGACCACCGGCUGGGCGCCUCGGCCGUCUUCCCCUUUGCCGGCCUGCUCAGCGCCGCCGUCGAGGCCGCCGCCCAGCUCGCUGCUGAGCGUCGCAGCCUCCUCGACUUGGACGCUGCUGGUGCCGGCUUCAUGCUCCGCGACGCCCGCGCCCUGAGCCCCCUCGUGCUGCGCGAGGGCAACCGCUGCGACUUGGCUACCAAGCUGCGCCCCGUGCCUGGCGCUGGCGGCUGGGACGAGUUCGAAAUCUCGACUUGGGAUGCCGGUGCCAGUGGCUGGCUGCACCACUGCCGUGGCCUGAUCUGUGUCCGCGCUGGAUGUGAGAGCACGACGAAGACGCGGCCAGAGGAUGCUGUGGCCAAGUGCCGCCGCAGUGUGGACGGGAACACGCUAUACCGGGACUGGGCACGGGUGUCUCCCCAGCGCGGAACGACGUUCCAGAACGUGCAGAGUCUCCGGUACGGUGGUGGGAAGGCCGUGGGCGAGAUCAGCGUCUCAGACACGCAGGCGGUGAUGCCAUAUCAGUAUGAGACGGCGCUGACGGUGCACCCGACGACGCUGGACGGUCUGUUCCAAUGCGUGCUACCUCUGCUGGUGGCCGAGCCUGCGAGAGGCCCAGACAAUAUCUGGACACCGACAGGGGUUGGGCACAUGUUCGUCAGCCGCCACGUACCUGGGAAGCCGGGGGAUCGUCUGGAUGCUGUGGCUACGGUGGGGGGUGUGUCUGGAGACUUCUCCAUUACUGCCUGGGCAGGGCAGCAGAUGUGCAUCGAGCUGGACGGGCUGACCAUGGGCGCUGCCAACUCAGGGGCUGUGAGAUGGCCCGAACCGACGAGUGGCUGCUACAAGGUGGCGUGGCAGCCGGCUGACGCCUUCACGGCAACCAAGAGCAGCAGCCAGCCCUGGCUCGUCGUGUACACCGACCCCAGGACCGAGGACUUGGCCUUCGAGGUGAAGGAUCAGAUGACCCGUGCGAAACUGACCGUGUCGGUGUGUGCCCUGGCCCAGGCUGAGCCCGGGAGCAGGGGAGGGGUGGUGAUAUGUGAUGUGCACGGCUCGCUUCUGUCUGAGGCCGAUGAAGCCGGGUUCGAGAAGCUGAAGCGCAUCUUGUUGACCGCCGACGAAGCGGUGUGGGUGACCAAAGGGGCGCAGAAGAAGACCACCAUCCCGCAUGGAGGCAUUGUCGCCGGCUUCGCCCGGACGCUGCGGUAUGAGCUGGGGACGAGGAUCGCCACGCUGGACCUGGAUCCUGACGAGGACGACGAAGAUGAUGCCGAGGCCCAGGCUUCGUUGGUGGCCGAGGUCGCGGCGCGGAUUGGUAGCAGCAGUCCCGGCAGGAUCGAUCUGGAAUACGUCGAGGAGGACGGGAUGCUGUUGGUCCCGCGCCUGGCGGACAAUGAGCCCGUCAUGCGUGCCUGUCAUGCCGCCACCGGUGCUUGCGGGCCGUCUGCGCAGCGUUUCGACCCCGAAAGACGCAUGAAGCUGGCACUGGCAAGGCCAGGAGCGCCCGAGACGCUGUACCUGGAAGAUGUUGACGCCGUUUCAGAUGUACAGGACGGCGAGAUCGAGGUGCGAGUGGCGGCCACGGGUGUCGCCAUGGACGACGCCAGAGCCGCAUCGAAUCUCUCCAUCAGCCGUCCACUGGGCACCGAGUGCAGCGGCAUUGUGACCCGUGUUGGCGGCGGGGUCGAGGGGCUGGCCGUGGGUGACCGCGUGUGCUGUCUGUCGGCCGAUGCGUAUGGCACGUUUGUGCGUUGUCGAGCAUCGAGCGCCGCCAGGAUUCCUGAUGACAUGCCGUUCGACGUCGCCGCUGCGCUGCCUGCUGAUUACACCCAAGCCUACUACGCCACCGUCGAAGAAGGGCGCCUCCGCAAAGGAGAGCGUGUUCUCGUACAUGCUCAUGGAAGCCUGGGCCAGGCCGUUGCCCAGGUUGCUACCGCUCUGGGUGCCGAAGUCUUUGAUUCGCGCACCAACAAGAGCCCCAAGGACGUCGAUUUGGUCAUCAACACCCUGCCCGACGAUGCCGAAUUCGUGCAGAGUGCAUGGCAGUUCCUCGCGCCGUUUGGUCGCUUCGUGCAGCUUGGCGACUCCCAUGGGACCUUGACGAUGCCUCCUAUCGGCGCCCGCGGCAACUGCUCCUUUGCAUACGCUGCUAUUGAUGUCGUUGCUGCAAAUCGACCACGCCUGAUGGCAGACGUCUGGGCCCGUGUCAUGGAGCUUGUGGCGUCGAACCGCAUCGGUCCGGACCCAUCGACACUGUCCAUCAUUCCUCUCUCCCAGCUACCGGCCGCCCUCCGUGAUGUCUCAUCCGGCACCGCUACGACCAAGCACGUAGUCAUCAACAAGCCUAGUGACAUGAUCCAGGCUACCUUGCCCACGCCUCCCGCCCCUGUCCUCAGGCCCGACGGCUGCUACAUCAUCGUGGGUGGCACGGGAGGCUUGGGCCGCAUCAUUGCCCAGUGGAUGGUUGGAUUGGGAGCCCGCAACAUCUUCUUGCUGUCUCGGGGCACCAAGGUCAACGACCAGGUUGAGAGAUUGAUCCAUGACAUGCAGGAAGCAGGAGCACGCAUCGAGGUCAAGACCUGCGAUGUCUCCAACAAGACUCAGGUGAACUCGGUGAUCAGCGAGUGUGCUGAGAGCACCGGGCCGAUCCGUGGUGUCAUCCACGCGGCCAUGGUCUCAACAAAGGGUGCCCCGUUCGAGAGUACGACUUUCGAAGAAUUCAAGUCGGCGAGUGAGUCCAAAGUCGCUGGCGCGUGGAACCUGCACUGUGCACUCAGCAGCGCCCCUGAGCUGGACUUCUUCAUCAUGUUCUCCUCCACUGCCGGUGUGCUUGGCAUGCCGGGUCACAUCGGCUACUCAUCAGCCAACACCUUCCUCGAUGGACUCGCCCAGUUCCGCGUACGCCAGGGCCUGCCCGCCGCCUCACUUGCCCUGGGAUUCGUCCUGGAUGCCGGAUACCUUGCCGAACGCGCCGACCUGACUCAACUGCGCCGCAUCGGAGGUCUGGAGGGCGAGUAUGUGACGUCCGCCGACGUAAUAGCCCUCUUGUCCACCGCCAUCCGUGGCAGCGUGGGCGCGAACUGCAUCAUGGGCAUCGGCUUCGGUGGCGACAGCAGCAACGCAAAGAUGCAUCCAAGCAAAGACGACGCGCGUCUGGCAAAGCUGCGAUUGAGAUGCCCGUCGUCAUCGGCCCAGACCGAGCGGCGGGACCAACACUCCCUGACCAACGGCGACGGCGGCGAGACUUCAUUGUUCGCCGAGCUGCGCCACGCGGUCGACAAGCAGACGGCACUCGACCUGCUCUUCGACGCCGUGACGAAGAAGGUGGCGGCGCUGUUGCUCGUGCCCGUCGAGCACGUCCGCUCCACAAAUAGCACCGCCGAACUCGGCCUUGAUAGCUUGACUAUGAUGGAGCUGAUGAACUGGGUCGCUACCGACUUGCGCACCAGGCUCAGGAUGACCGACCUUUUCCAUGUGGAAGGCUUGCUCGACCUGUCCAACCAAAUUCUGGAGAAAUCUGGUAUUGUAUUCAAGAACUAG